Molecule: messenger RNA, 2400 nt
Organism: Scophthalmus maximus (turbot)
Lineage: Eukaryota; Metazoa; Chordata; Actinopteri; Pleuronectiformes; Scophthalmidae
Gene: pgm2l1
Product: phosphoglucomutase 2-like 1
Exons: 13
Coding region: 32-2017 (661 amino acids)
Biological process (GO): carbohydrate metabolic process
Molecular function (GO): glucose-1,6-bisphosphate synthase activity; magnesium ion binding; intramolecular phosphotransferase activity
Source: RefSeq, a predicted model, not a curated record
UGUUUCCUGUCGGGACUUGACGUCGGUGUUGAUGACGUCAGUGUGUGGUGUGCGCUCAGCGGCCGAGGUGAACCCGCUGUCCCACCGUGUCGGUGCCACAGUCCGAUGCCCCGCUGCUCUGCUCCCUGUCAGCAUGGGAGACGAGCCCGUAGGAGAGGGCCCCGGAGGAGAGGGCCCCGGAGGAGAGGGCCCCGGGCUGCUGGACGAGGCGCUGCAGCGGUGGAUGACCUGGGACCAGAACCACUGGACACGGGUCCAGGUGGAGUCUCUUGUAGCGUCGGGUCAGUUUGAAGAUCUGAGGUCGAGACUCUGCAGCAGGAUGAGCUUCGGUACUGCCGGACUCCGAGCGCCGAUGGGAGCCGGAUUCAACCGGAUCAACGACCUCACCGUGAUCCAGUCCACGCAGGGUCUGGUUUCAUACCUGUCCAGGUUCAUGGCUGAUGUCAGCAGCAGAGGUGUGGUGGUGGGGUUUGACACCAGGGCGCAGGAGGAGAGCGGCUGCAGCAGUCAGAGGUUGGCAAAGUUGACAGCGGCCGUGAUGCUCAGCAGAGAUGUCCCCGUUCAUCUCUUCUCCACAUUUGUCCCCACGCCAUUCGUGCCGUACGCUGUGAGGAAGCUUGGAGCAGCGGCUGGAGUGAUGAUCACCGCUUCACAUAAUCCUAAAGAAGACAACGGAUACAAGGUGUACUGGUGUAACGGCGCUCAGAUCACCCCUCCGCAUGACAAGGAGAUCCUGCGGAGCAUCGAGGAGCAGCUGGAGCCCUGGAGCGCCUCCUGCUGGGAUGAGGGGCUGGUGGAGAGGUGCUCCCUGAGAACUGACCCCCUGACCAAGAUCAACAGCUGCUACAUGGACGAACUCGCCUCCCUCUGCUUCCAUAGGGAUCUUAACAGCAGCUGUCCGUUGAAGUUCGUCCACUCGUCCUUCCAUGGCGUCGGACACGUCUUUGUCCAGCAGGCCUUCCAAAUCUUCGGCCUCGCUCCACCGAUUCCCGUCCCUGAGCAGAAAGACCCCGAUCCCAACUUCCCCUCCGUCCGCUGUCCAAACCCAGAGGAGGGAGAGUCUGUUCUGGAGCUUUCUCUUCUCCUGGCAGAGAGAGAAAACGCUCGGAUCGUUCUGGCAACAGAUCCCGAUGCUGACCGUUUGGCUGUAGCAGAGAAAUCUGAUGGGUGUGGUUGGAAGGUGUUCACAGGAAACGAGCUAGCAGCUCUGCUGGGAUGGUGGAUGUUCUUUAAUUGGAAGGAGCGCCAUCCAGACCCAGCAGACACUAAGAGCAUCUACAUGUUGGCCACCACGGUGUCGUCCAAGAUCCUGCAGGCCUUCGCUCAUGUCGAGGGGUUCCACUUCGAGGAAACUCUUCCAGGGUUUAAAUGGAUCGGGAACAGGAUGCACGAACUUUCCAAAACAGGAAACACAGUCAUAUUUGCCUUCGAGGAGUCAAUCGGUUUCCUGUGCGGCAGUAUGGUCCCUGAGAAAGACGGUGUGAGCUCUGCGGCGGUCGUUGCGGAAAUGGCGGCUUACCUCCACAACAAGAGCCUGAGUCUGAACCAGCAGCUCCACAACAUCUACCAGACGUAUGGUCAUCAUGUGUCCAGAACCUCCUACGUCGUCUGUAAUGACCCGUCCACCAUCCAGAAGAUCUUCAGCCGGAUCAGAAACUUUGACGGCGAGGGAUCUUACCCAAAGUCGUGCGGUGGCGUCCGGAUCGUCCACGUCAGAGACGUUACCACAGGAUACGACAGCAGUCGGGCUGACCUCAGAUCUGUUCUUCCCGUGUCCAGCAGCGGUCACAUGAUCACCUUCACGCUGCAGAAUGGCGUGGUGGCCACGCUGAGAACCAGCGGCACCGAACCCAAGAUCAAAUAUUACACUGAGUUCUGCGCGGCGCCUGGGAAAAGUGGGCGUGUCUGUUGCAGUGAUGUGUCCAGUCUGGAGGAGGAGCUCUCGACAGUGACGGCCGCUUUACUCAAUGACUUCCUGGAGCCAGAGAGAAAUAACCUGAUCCGUCGCUUCAUCUAGCACCGCCCCUCUGCACACCUGGUCCUUCCUGUGAUGUCACAUCCUGUUGUGUUUAUAAGAAUCAGAGCAGCAGCUGCUUCGUUCUGUGGUGUCAGUCAAGUUCACGUCAGACUGAAGACGUUUGAUGUUAGAGACCGAACCUGAAGAGGCAGAGAGCAUGAUGGGUAGAGAAUCCAAAGACAAUUUGUGCCACUGUAAAAAAUAUUUUCAGUUUCAGUUUUUUUUCUCGUUAAAACGACAAACCAAGUGUUUUCAGUUGUAGCGUGAGUUUGGUUGUUUGAACAUGAGAAGUUGUUCAUGUAAGAUGUUGAAACAUUUUCUGAAACAAGAUGAUGUUGUACGUUUCGAUGAUUAAAACUUAAAAAGUUCAUCUUAAUAAGAAA